AUGGAAGAGUUUUCUGAUAUACUCCACAUUCCUAUCCGAGAUCAGCUACCAUUCACUGGUUUGGAAAAUAUUCCAAAACUUGAAGUCGUUGCCACUGCUUUGCAUCUCAAGAAGUCUGAAAUUGAGAACAACUGGGAAACAAGAAGUGGAGUCAAGGGUCUCCUCGUUAAGUUUUUACUUGGGAAAGCUCGUUCAUUCUUGGAGGCCAUGAGUUACCAUGCUUUCGAGGACAUAUUAGCUUUACUUAUCUAUAGUUUGGUGCUGUUUCCUAAUCCUGACCAAUUCAUAGAUGUGCAUGCCAUCAAGAUAUUUUUGAAUCGCAAUCCAGAAAGUGUUACUAUCAUCGACCGCUGUGGACAGUACCCUAAUGUAGCACUCCUUGGUAUAAGGGGAGGCAUUACUUACAAUCCCUCUUUGGCCCUACGUCAGUUUGGAUAUGCUCGAAGGGAUGGUCCUCAUCAUUUGCUUAUAGAAGGCAUUGUGUUUGACUAUGAAAAUGAUUCUCAGGGUCACCGUCAGGAUUUCAUACGCGCUUGGGACAUGGUGAAUAAAGUUGAUAGCAAGAAUCUGGGGCAAAGGAACUCCAUUCCUCUAGAGCCUUUUCUCAUAUGGGUGCGCACUCGUGCUCAACAUUUUGUCAUGCCAUAUCCAUAUGUCAGACCUGUGAUUGUGGAACCCGAAGACGAAGAAAAAGUUCCUCAGGUUAUUCUUCAUCCACACAUGCCUACGGAUCUCGAAGAGCUAAAAAGAUCCUAG
This is a messenger RNA of Vicia villosa (hairy vetch), 756 nucleotides long. RefSeq lists its product as uncharacterized. The transcript has 2 exons. Bases 1 to 756 code for a protein of 251 amino acids. The record is from RefSeq and is a predicted model, not a curated record. NCBI's taxonomy places the organism in Eukaryota, Viridiplantae, Streptophyta, Magnoliopsida, Fabales, Fabaceae.